Cylicocyclus nassatus is the source of this 369-nucleotide messenger RNA. Lineage: Eukaryota; Metazoa; Nematoda; Chromadorea; Rhabditida; Strongylidae. The record is from the annotation of a GenBank genome assembly.
UGACAACAUCAAGAAGAUGCAGGAGGAAGCCAAAGCAAGAGGAGAGAAAGAUCCAGAGAUUCCAAAAUACAUACAUCCUAAAGGUCAAGGUACUGUUCCUUUCUUUCACGACAAUAUCAUUACAAAGUACGAGAAAGCGGAGCAGAUUACUACUCUUGUGCUUACAGAAGGCUACUUCAAGGCUUUCAAGGCUAACAAGCACGGAAUACCCGGUUCUGGCUUCUAUAACUCUAUGCUCAAGAUCAUUGACCUGAUGAGGGAUUUCGAUGUAGAUGUAUAUUUCUCUUACAUCAAGAGCUCUGAGAUUGAAGGAGAGCCCAAGGGACUUGAUGACCUACUUGUACAACUUAAGGGAAAGGAGGAGGAUUA